UCAGCACCGAGGCCAGAGUCCGGAGACAAACCUGCACCGUAACACUGAGAAUUACCCCCAACCAACAACCCGGAGAGACGCAGCGAGCUCCUGUAGAUAAGAAACAAGCGUCGCAGGACUCGACCACGACCAGACUGCUGAGGACAUGUACGAUGGGGCGAUGGUGCCCUCCCCUGAGGGCAGUGCCAAUGGUGCUCCAGGUGCCGCCUCAAGACCCAAUGCUGAUGAAGAACCGGAGGAAGAGGAGACUGCACCACCCAAGCCUGUGCUGGUGAGGAAAGCUCGCCGUGAGAUCCUCGACCAUGAGAGGAAGAGACGAGUGGAGCUGAAGUGCAUGGAGUUGCAGGAGAUGAUGGAGGAACAAGGGUAUACAGAGGAGGAGAUCAGACAGAAGGUCGGGACUUUUCGGCAAAUGCUGAUGGACAAAGAGGGAGUCAUAACCAGAGAGGGAUCUAACCCCCGACCACCUGUUACUGUUUUAACUGAUGGUGCUGAAGAGGAUGCUGAGGGCAAAAUGUUUGCUGAUGGCUACAAGGAAGACUAUGAAGAUUACUAUGAUCGGGAUUCUGUAACCCACGAUGACUACAGAGCCAAGAGGAAGUCCAGCAGCUCCCCCUCGCCUCGGCCAAAGAAAAGAAAGAAGAAGAAAAGCAGAAGACACAGUCGAGCUGACGGCUCCUCUCCAGCUCGGCGAGGGAAAAGGAAGAAGAGUGGCAAGAAGCACAAAAGAAACAGAUCUACUUCUGGAUCCAGAAAAAAGAGAAGACACAGAUCGGGUUCUCCAAAGAACAAACAUAAAGAUAAAAGCAAAGCCAGAAAGAAAACUCCAGCAGAGAGUACCAGCAGGAGGUCCCAGCGCAGAGGAAGCUGCUGCAGCUCACGCAGUGCCUCGUCUGUGGCCACCAUCUCCCAAUCUCCCAGCAGGACCAACCUAAAGCACAAGACAGAGAGACAGAAGAGGUCCAGUCAAAGUGCAUCUCCAUCUCCAGGACCAGAAAAUGGCCACCACAGUGAGCACGUCUACAACGGCAAACACUCCGGGUCCAGUCAUCUAGAGGGGGAGAAAAUCAACAAUAAGUCAUUGGCUUCCUCUUCACCGAGUGAAUCGCAGAGGCAGACGUCUCCUCAUGCAGGGGAAGCAAAGAGCCACGGUGCUCCCUGUCGGAGCCCUGGCCGACAGCUGGCACAUGCCCUGACUGGAGAGGCAACAAAGGGAGAGGAGAGACAGCAGCGGGGUGCCAAGCUGUCCUCUGAGCCAGCAGGAAAACGAGGUGGACGGCAGCGGGAACGGGAGAAGAGCUGCCACUCUCCUGCUCGUAGCAGUGACUCCCAGUUUAACCCCCAAUCUAAAGCCAAGGGCACGCAUCCAAAGAAAUCAAAAGGGCCCCAUUCAUCAAAGAAGCAUCACAAAACAGGAGUGAACCGUCAGCGCAGUGUAUCAGCAUCACCAGCUCGACGCCGGCGUGCAUCAGGCCGCAAGAAAGGCAAAUCUUGCGUGCAGCAGAGAAGCAGCUCAUGGAGCAGCGCUCGCUCCUCCUCACGCUCUGUUUCAAAAGAGCACACGCAAAACAAAAUCAAGUCCCCACAUACACGCCAGAACAACUCCAGGGAGAGGGACAGUUCUCAUUACUCUGACGCUGAGAGAACUCGUCGACGCUCUCGCAGUUACUCUCCCAUUCGAAAGAGAAGAAGAGACUCGCCAAGCUUUAUGGAGGCGCGCAGAAUCACCAGUGCACGUAAGCGGCCGAUCCCAUACUAUCGACCUAGCCCUUCCUCCUCCAGCUCUGCAAGCAGCUACAGCAGCCGCAGCCGCAGCUACGACAGCUACAGCAGCUACAGCAGAAGCCGCAGCAGAAAUCGGAGCAAAAGCAGAAGUAAAAGUCACAGUCGAAGCAGGAGCAGGAGCAGAAGCAGGGGCAAAAGCAGAGGGAGAAGCAGAAGCAGCAGUCGCUCACGGAGCCCCAGCCAGGCCCACAGCUACUACAGCCACAGCAGCUACGAGAGUCCUGGCUUCUGAGGAGUCAUCUGUAGACAUGAAAAAGUAUUCAAAACACUCCAGACUUUUCCCCAUCUUUGUGGUAAAACUGUAUUUAUUAUUCCUACACGUUGGUUUAUAGGUCCAUAAAAUGAAUGUGGCAAUAGAACUAGACUAUAAAUGCUUGUUC
Trichomycterus rosablanca is the source of this 2165-nucleotide messenger RNA. It is a transcript of the gene srrm3, whose product is annotated as serine/arginine repetitive matrix 3. The record is from RefSeq and is a predicted model, not a curated record. NCBI's taxonomy places the organism in Eukaryota, Metazoa, Chordata, Actinopteri, Siluriformes, Trichomycteridae. Bases 146 to 2017 code for a protein of 623 amino acids. The transcript is spliced from 14 exons. Gene Ontology annotation, molecular function: mRNA binding.